AUGACGUCGAUAGGAACGGGCUAUGAUCUCUCAAACUCGGUCUUCUCUCCUGAUGGCCGAAAUUUCCAAGUCGAAUACGCUGUCAAAGCAGUGGAAAAUGGCGGAACGUGCAUUGGCAUUCGAACAAAACACGGCGUUGUCCUGGCUUGCGAGAAGAUCAUCGUCUCAAAGCUGCUAAAGCCGGGAUGCAACAAGAGGAUAGCGACAGUGGACCGUAAUGCUGGUGUAGUGACUUCUGGCUUAUUACCAGAUGGCCGUCACUUCACAAGCCGAGCAAGAGACGAAGCAAGCAGUUGGAGGCAAAUAUACAAAGCUCCCAUCCCCAUCCAAGCCCUAGCAUCAAGAAUGGGAGGAUACGUCCAAGCAUACACGCUCUACUCCAGUGUGCGGCCAUUCGGCGUUACGGCGAUCUUGGGAGGUUGGGACUCGGAGGCUGAACUCGGUGUGGACGGUCAAGUCGGAGAGGGACCCAAAAUUGGCUCAGGAGGGAAAUUCGAAGACGAAGCUGGCUACUAUGGCGCGGCCACCGGCAAAGGACGACAAGCUGCAAAGGCGGAACUCGAGAAGCUCGAUUUGGCUUCACCCACCUGCUCGCUUACGCUCAAAGAUGCCGUCAUGGAGGCGGCCAGAAUAAUUUACGUCGCACAUGAAGAUUCAAAGGACAAGGAAUUCGAAUUGGAGAUGACCUGGAUUUCUGCAUUGGAUGGCCCAACCAAAGGCCGACAUCAGCACGUCCCACAGGAAUUACUGGAGGAAGCUGAAAAGGCGGCCAAGGAGAGCCUGGAAGGGGGCGAUGACGAUGAAGAGGAAGGAGAGAAUGCCAUGCAUGAAUAA
Molecule: messenger RNA, 834 nt
Organism: Rhinocladiella mackenziei CBS 650.93
Lineage: Eukaryota; Fungi; Ascomycota; Eurotiomycetes; Chaetothyriales; Herpotrichiellaceae
Exons: 3
Coding region: 1-834 (277 amino acids)
Biological process (GO): ubiquitin-dependent protein catabolic process
Cellular component (GO): nucleus; proteasome core complex; proteasome core complex, alpha-subunit complex
Source: RefSeq, a predicted model, not a curated record